Sapajus apella (tufted capuchin) is the source of this 1161-nucleotide messenger RNA. RefSeq names its product taste 2 receptor member 38 (gene TAS2R38). Lineage: Eukaryota; Metazoa; Chordata; Mammalia; Primates; Cebidae. The record is from RefSeq and is a predicted model, not a curated record. Gene Ontology annotation, biological process: detection of chemical stimulus involved in sensory perception of bitter taste; sensory perception of taste; G protein-coupled receptor signaling pathway. The transcript has a single exon. Gene Ontology annotation, cellular component: membrane. Bases 112 to 1110 code for a protein of 332 amino acids. Gene Ontology annotation, molecular function: G protein-coupled receptor activity; bitter taste receptor activity.
CUUGGAAUGUACAUUUACCUUUCUGCACUGGGUGGCAUCUAGGCCUUCAGAUUAGCCAACUAGAGAACAUUAGCCAAGUAGAGAAGAUUAGCCAGCUAGAGAAGAGACAUCAUGUUGAUUCUAACUUCUAUCUCCACUGUGUCCUAUGAAGUCAAAAGUACAUUUCUGUUUAUUUCAGUCCUGGAGUUUGCAGUGGGGUUUCUGACCAAUGCCUUCAUUUUCUUGGUGAAUUUUUGGGACAUAGUGAAGAGGCAGCCACUGAACGACUGUGAUCGUGUGCUGCUGUGUCGCAGCAUCAGCCGGCUUUUCCUGCAUGGACUGCUGUUCCUGAGUGCCGUCCAGCUUACCCACUUCCAGAAGAUGAAAGAGCCACUGAACCACAGCUACCAAGCCAUCAUCAUGCUGUGGAUGAUUGACCAAGCCAACCUCUGGCUCGCCACCUGCCUCAGCCUCCUCUACUGCUCUAAGCUCAUCCGUUUCUCUCACACCUUCCUGAUCUGCUUGGCAAGAUGGGUCUCCAGGAAGAUCUCCCACAUGCUCCUGGGUAUUAUCCUUUGCUCCUGCAUCUGCACCGUCAUCUGUGUUUGGGACUUUUUUAGCAGACUUCACUUCACAGUCACAACUGUGCUAUUCAUGAAUAACAAUACAAGACUCAACUGGCAGAUUACAGAUCUCAACUUAUUUUAUUCCUUUCUCAUCUGCUAUCUGUGGUCUGUCCCUCCUUUCCUAUUGUUUCUGGUUUCUUCUUGGAUGCUGACUGUCUCCCUGGGAAGGCACAUGAGGACAAUGAAGGUCCAUACCAGAGACUCUCGUGACCCCAGCCUGGAGGCCCACAUUAAAGCCCUCAAAUCUCUUGUUUCCUUUUUCUGCUUUUUUGUGAUGUCAUUCUGUGCUGCCCUCAUCUCAGUGCCCCUACUGUUUCUGUGGCGCAACAAAAUAGGUACGAUGGUUUGUGUUGGAAUAAUGGCAGCUUGUCCCUCUGGCCAUGCAGCCAUCCUGAUCUCAGGCAAUGCCAAGUUGAGGAGAGCUGUGACAACUGUUCUGCUGUGGGCUCAGAGCAGCCUGAAGGUAAGGGCUGACCACAAGGCAGAUCCCAGGACACUGUGCUGAGAACAGACAUGAAAUGAGCUCUUCAUUCAGACGCCUGACAGUCUUCAUGAA